Oncorhynchus mykiss (rainbow trout) is the source of this 3026-nucleotide messenger RNA. The record is from RefSeq and is a predicted model, not a curated record. NCBI's taxonomy places the organism in Eukaryota, Metazoa, Chordata, Actinopteri, Salmoniformes, Salmonidae.
CACCUAUGUUGCGCAAUGAGUGUAUGGACCAUCAAUAUGGGCUGCAGAAAUGCCUUUUAAGUAUGGCCUGAUUUAUAUCGGCGCAUCGUGCGUUUAAACGGUUUUUUUUUCAUCUCAAAUAUGUCUCGAAAGGUAAAACGUUUCUAGUCCCGCCCAAACACACCGGUGAAUAGCCAACUCUGAAUUGAGUCGGGGCGGGCGUCAAUUUGACGAUGAGGUAACUGACUGGGAGAGGAAUUCAGAGUUUGGAACAGUGGAACGGGGUCCGGAGUACAAGAGUGCGGAAGUGAAAAGAGCGUUGUUGUGGCCCUAAAGAUCCAGCUGCGACAUCAUCUCUCAGAGCAGUCAUCCCUCAGGGUCUCUAUGCUGCCAUCUACUGAUAUGUCAUCUCUCAGUGCAGUGUGUCGCUCAGGAAAAGUGGAGGUGUCGAAAGGAACCAUAUAAGGAGAAGUGGGGAUUUUGAAAGGAACCAUAUAAGGAGAAGUGGGGAUUUUGAAAGGAACCAUAUAAGGAGAAGUGGGGAUUUUGAAAGGAACCAUAUAAAGAGAAGUGGGGAUUUUGAAAGGAACCAUAUAAGGAGAAGUGGGGAUUUUGAAAGGAACCAUAUAAGGAGAAGUGGGGAUUUUGAAAGGAACCAUAUAAGGAGAAGUGGGGAUUUUGAAAGGAACCAUAUAAGGAGAAGUGGGAAUUUUGAAAGGAAUAGUGAAUAGACAUUUUUGGGGAUAACUAACAUUCCUAACUGUCAUCUCUGCAGAACAUGACUGACAUCUUGAGUGGCACCUUUCAAAACCCACACUUCUCCUUAUAUGGUUCCUUUCAAAAUGUCCACUCCUUUCGAAACCCCCACUUUUCCUGAGAGAUGACAUUGUAGACCCUGAGGGAUGACUGCUCUGAGAGAUGACAUUGUAGACCCUGAGGGAUGACUGCUCUGAGAGAUGACAUUGUAGACCCUGAGGGAUGACUGCUCUGAGAGAUGAUGUUGCAGCAGGACCCCUGCAACUUUCCAGUCCUGCUAAGCAUUCAAAAUAACUCAGGGGAACUCCUCCAGAAACAGCAGCAUAAAGAAGUAGGCUAACUCAGGAGUGAAAAUGAUGGGUGAGAUACCGGUCAGGGAGGAUGGCACAGUUACAAGGUCAGCUGAGUAUGUUGGGUCUUUUCAUGUGGACGACUGCUGUUUGGACGAUCAGAUGCAGCAGUUGCACACACAGCUAAAGUCUCUCAAAACAUGCAAGAAAAGGAGGCCUGUGUCCCUUAAAUUUUCCAUCAAAGGGGUGAAGAUGUAUGAUGAAGAUGAGACGACCCUCCUCAUGGCCCAUGCUCUACGAAGGGUCUCCCUUUCCACUGCCCGCCCCUCGGACGCCCAGUUUGCCUUUGUUUCCCACAACCCCGGCAGCCCUGAUGCCCAGCUAUACUGCCACCUUUUCAAGGCUAGGCAUGCCAGAGCAGCCCAGUUCCUGAACCUGUUGCUGUGCCGCUGUUUCCAGCUGUCCUACCUGGCAAAGCACCCAGAGGAGGCGCAGGAUGAGUCUGUCGGCCCACUGCCCAGCCGUGCCCCCUCCCUCCUCAACCAGGGCUUCCCUCUCUGUGUCAGUGCCCUUGUGUCAUUCCGAAGGGCCCCCACUCAGGGCUUACUCCCAGGGGAAAAGGUCUUCCCAUUGAAGAACAACGGAACAACAACUGAGGAACAACCGAGCAGCCAAGAGGAGGUCUUCAACUCCUCUCCUUCCCUGGUGCGCAAGAGAGCCAUCCGCAACAAAGUACUGCGCUCAGGAGCCUAUCGCUCCUUCACUUACAGCCCUCACAAACAACGUCACCUUCAGGAUCAGCUAAACUCUCCAGAAGGGAAGGGGCAGGACAAAAUGCCAGUGAGGAGAGCCCGGGCCCCGAGCCUUGCUGAAACAGAAGAAGCUCUGGCUCAAGCAGUGUGGUGUUGGGCUGGCAUUGCCACUGACAGCAGCUCCUCCCUGCUUGCAGAGGAUGUCCUGGGGUCGUACCUGCUGUGCCCCCAUCCUAAGAGAACUGGCUGUGGCUCUCUCAUAAUUCGUUUCUCUUCUGGACUGGUCACCCACCUAAUAAACAACACCUCCAACGGGAAAUACCUGCUUGAGAACUGCCACAUAGAAUUUAGCACCAUUGCUGCCUUGAUAGAGCACUGCACCGAUAUCAAGGGGGAGCUGGACUGUCCGCUGAGUUGUGCCCGUGUGAACCACUGCUAUGAGUGGGAGGAGAACGUUGCUAAGGCACUGCCUUUAGCCUUACACCAAGGCCUCAAAAGAAAGAAUGCAAAAUACACCCAGAGGAAACAAUGGGUUUAAAAGUAAUUUCUGAUCAUUGGAUUGAUCGAUGUAUCUCAUUUUCUAAAAGACACUGACCAUAUGUUACACUGACACCUUAAAUAUAUAAUUCAUUAACUUGCAUGCUUCACUUUUGUUAUUGUUUUCAGAUUUCUGAUAGAAACACAACUCUAACUAUCAAAUUUACUUCCAGCAGGUGAAUUGUGAUGAGUAGAGUAACAUUUUGACACUUAGCCUCUGGGAUGUAGGGUUGUUUUAAUGUCAAAAAGCUGUGUGUUUGAGUAUAUUCUUCUAUGUUUUAGCUGCACCUACCUUACUUCACCUACGUUUCAAUUAAAUUAUUUUAAUACAUUUUAAUUACAUUAUUUUAAAACGUAGGAAUAUUAUGUGUGUGUUUGUAUAGACUAUAUAGGGACAUUUUUUUAUAGAUUAAGCAGACUAAGGUUUUUUUGUACAUUAACUCUGACUCAUGUUAAGCUGUCUUUUUGAAUUUGUGUUUUUCACUGCUGUCUUUUAAAGUGUUCUGUGAGAACUAGCAGUAUUUCUUCAUUUUGAUUACAGAUAAAUGUACUUCCUGAAUUAAAGGGUAUUGUUGUGUUUUAUAUUUGUAAGCAUAAUGCAUUGCCAUAUUGUAUACUGUAUACCAGGUAUUCCCAAACUGGGGUACGCCAAAUAAAAAUGUGAUUCACAUAUUUUUAAAAUAUAUAUAUAUAUAUAUAUAUCUUCAAAUUU